This is a messenger RNA of Xyrichtys novacula (pearly razorfish), 14009 nucleotides long. Lineage: Eukaryota; Metazoa; Chordata; Actinopteri; Labriformes; Labridae. The record is from the annotation of a GenBank genome assembly.
GUUAUAGCACGAGCGACUUGAUGAAAAAGGUUACAUGGUCGUUAAUACCUGGGGCUCCCCGAGAUUGUUCACAACAACGGAGGAAGCCGCACCAGCUCUGACUAAAGAAAACCCUUUCUCGGUAUUUUUUUGUUCAUCCUGUUCGGACCCACAGUGCCGUGAACGUGUUCCUGUGCGAAGAGGCUUCAGUUCCUUCACUGGUCGCUUUUGUUUGAUGCCGAGCUAGCUUUGUCCUUCCGUGCAGUCACAGCUGUGGUGGGUUGCUGAUAUAUUUAUACAAAUCCUAGUGGAAUAUGGCACAGCAUGGACAUCAUGUAGCCAGUUCCCAAAAAGCACUUAUGUUGGAGAUGAAAAGUCUUCAAGAUGAGCCGGUCGAAGGAUUCAAAAUAACUUUGGUGGACGAGUCGGACAUGUACAACUGGGAAGUAGCGAUUUUCGGACCCCCAAAUACACACUACGAGGGUGGUUAUUUUAAGGUGAGUUGCUAAUGUUAGCUAGCAGUCGGUCUAUUGUUCUGUAGCUGGUAGAUUAAAGACUACAUUUGUGUAAUUUAGUCUUGAAGAGAGUCCAACGGCUAACCUUAGCCUUCAAGUUAGCGUCUACGACAACACCGUUAAUAACGUUAAUGUCGCCGUUGGCUGUCGAACCCCGUUAAACCUUACCGUUUUCACUAAAAAGUCACAUCUAUCUUUAAAAAAACAACUCUUAACUAAUAUCAUGACUGUUUUUGUCUACAACUCUAGGCUUCAUCUCUUAUUUUUUGCUCUGCCUCUUUUUUAAUGGAGCUUCAUUGACUGUCCAAAUUAGUUAUAUUUAGUCCAUAAUGCUUGACAGAGUUGACUUGUGUGUUAACGUGAAACUAAAUCUUGUUAGUAAAAGAAACACCUCAAGCUUUAACAUGAUAAUUAGCAAACUGAUUCAAUCAAUUCCUGUUUGUUUAACAGCACAACUCCAGGUUGAAUAGGCUUUUUGUUAGUAUAUUCAAAUCAACUGAAGGCACAUCAUCCACACUGAAAAGUUACCUUACUUUUUGAAAUAGAGACAAACAAAGGCUUAUUUUUUUAAUGGCUGUAUAACAUUUGACUUCUUGCACUCUUCCUCCUUUUGAGAGUGAAAUGUGUGGGUUCUUCAGAUAUGAGGUUCCUGUUUUUCACUGUGUUAUUUACAAAGAGGGUUGUAAGCCUCCACCAAGUGACUAACUACUGAAUGUCUUGGUUAAGAAAAAUGUCUUACGCCUGUUUGAAGUUUUAUAAAGCAGCAGCUUCUAAAGUUACUCACUUGGCAUCAUGGCUGUGGUCUUAAACCUGUCACUUACUGUGUAUUGGCCUUGUUUUUAGAUUGACCUAAAGCCUCUCUUUAAGUCCUAUUGCUUAAAAUUGAAGGAUGGCAGGAGCAAUCUUUUGUAUUUGAAUUUGAAAAUUGACAUUAAUUUCAAAACUCUCUUGCAACUCUUUUGAUCAUCCAGGCUUCAAGUUGUGUACUGUGCCAAUCCAGCUAAUGAAGCUACAGUUAUUCAAAUGUAUUUUUUUGUCUUGUAAAGGCAGUCAGGAAAUCUGUUCAAACAGAAAACCUCAAACAAACAAGAAUGAUAAUUCAGCUCGGUUGCACAACCCUCUUGUUUUUCUGGUUAAAGGCAAACAGCCCAUAAAUAAAGGUAGACAACAACAACAAACUCUACAUCAACAUUACUAUUUCUUGAUUUUUGGGCUCGUAGCACUGAGUCUGACAUGAGACACAGUUCAGAUAUAUAAUGUUGUUUGGUGGCAAGACAAGUUUGAUGCUAUUUGGGAUUUGAUGAUAUAUUAUUCUAUUACAAUUGGAGUAAGUGCGUAGAAAAACCCAAGGCAUUGGUAGGUUUUAAUGUAUUUUUAAGAUGAUCUGAGUGAGUGUUAUAAAGUUAAAUAGGCCCCAAUUCUACACCUGCCCCAAUAUCUAUCUAGAAUGUAAUGUCAUGGGAGUAUGGAUGGGAAUCGAGAACCAGUUCUUGUUGAGAACCGUUUUUAAAUGGUUCAAUCCAUCGACAUCGUUUAAAUUUUACCGUAACGAUUCCCCUAACAAUUUCUUUCUUCUGGGUGCCGUAAAGUAGGCGGAAACGAUCUAAAGCGUGGCUCAAAAUUUUGCGCACGACUCUGCCCUGCGUAGUAGUGUCCUCUUUUUGGGGAUCCAGAAUAUAGUCAGCCUAAUUUGACUUAAUACCUACCACAGCAAAUGCUGUACAAAAAGUUUGUUGUUUGAUUAAUUUUAGACUCUCACUGAAGGUGGCAUACAUCUUUUCUGUUUUUUUUUAGUUAAUGGUGAAUACCUAUAGUCUACUUUUUUUAAAUCAAAGAAAGGCAUUGAUAAGGGAAUCAUUAAAGAAUUGAAUUGAUAAGCAGAAUCAAUAAUGGCAUCGAUAUCAAUAAAAUCUUCUCAAUUCCCAUCCCUACAUGGAAGCCUCAAGUCUUGAUAGCAGUGUCGAUUAGCUCAGAUGCUAUUUAUUUAUCGAAUUAAAAAAAAAAAGGCAAAACCAGGUCCUCUUUGUGUUUCAAUUCCCAGCCCUCGACUUGAGUUCAGACUGAGCUAGAAUAUUUAAAGGCACAUCAGUUCAGCUGUAGCUGCUGUCCUUGGUGAACCCAGUUCCUGCUAAAGUAUUCUAAUUUUUGCUUCUAGUCUUCAUUAAGCCCUUGAACAGAAGCAAAUAGGGCCCUGGCCAGGCUACUGUAGACGCUGUUCAGUCACUGUGUCUGUGUGGGUGCUCUGCUGUGUACAGGAUUCCUUUUGUCAGGGCCAGGAAUGCACAGGCUGGCUGUGAAAUCCACCGCAUGGUUGUGACUCAUUGUUCUGUGCUGGGUUUCCAUCCAACCAGUUUGCCUUAUUCAAAAAGGAAAAGGAAAAAAAACACCCUUUUUCUAACCAGGUUACCCAAACAAACAAACAGUUAUGACAUGCUGCCACCACCUGUUCCUCCAAAACAGGGCAGGUAAUGACGUCACAUGAAGACUGGCUGAAUCAGGUAUUAAUUCCACAUGGGUGUUGCUCUCAAAGAGUCACACCAUGACGAAUAAGUUAUGACUGCAGGCACACAGUGAGCUGAGACAUAUCGAAAUGUCAUUCAAAAUACUUGACAUGUCUGUGCUGGACGAGUAAACAUACACAACUUUAUUUACCCAUUUAUUUUUAUAACUGAUUUGAACAGUGACCUUAGGGGUUCAUGGCAGGCCCUAACACUGAUGUUCAUUCAGUGGUUGUGAAACAUUUCCAGGCUGUUUAUGAACCUUCUUCUCUGUCAUGUGAAGCAUCACUCCAGGCACCUAAUGAUCACUGAAAGAGGACCAGUCAGUCCUUGUGUGUGAGUGUGCUUAUAGUGGAAAUUUAGUCAGACUGUUGAUUCACAAGUUGUCAGACUCGUUCUAUUGAUGGUAGCGUUCUCACUCAAUUAUUCGUCUAUACAAUUCUCAAUAUGUUGUUGAAGAUCUCGUCAUAACUCUGUCAUCUUCUUUUUUUUUUUUUUUUCAAUCGCUUUCUUGAAGAUCUAUCUUUGACCUCAAUCAGUAAGACUUCAGUGUUUUGUGAAGUAGUACAAUCACAUGCCUUUUUGUGUCACUGCACAACCUCGAAAACUUAGUCGCUAUUAUUUUACAUAACAGCCGGAUAUCUCAAUCAGAGCAAACACAGCCCCUCGAUGAAUUAUUUUCCUGUUUUUAAGAUCUUCAGAAAAAUGUGUCACUCACUAACAUUUUGUUUCUGAACUCGCAGUUUUCAUUUAAGAAUCACAAGGAAACUAGUGAUGGUUAAGAAUGUGUCCUAUCACUGAAUUUUUCUCUUUAAUGGCCCAAUCUUAAAUUUUUGUUUUUCAAUUCUUCUUGUGAACUCCUUUCUCAAGUCCUAAGUAAUCACUGGUCUUUCCAAGAGGCCCCUACAAGGCGCAACCAAUAGGCUUUACCUUACAUGGCACAAAAGUGCAGCAUACCUUAAACUCUAGUUAAGGUUUGCUCAGCUUCAGUUAAAGUCUCAGAUUAUAUGCAUUUUUCAGAUGUUUAAUAAAUGACAUUUACUAGUGUAUGUUGGAGUAUCAUACAAAACCCACCAUCAUCCUCUUUUUGUGUCUAAUAAAUCAACUAAGACGUCCAUAAAAACUUCAGCAAGUCCACUUGAGAACUACGACAUCACUUUUAUGUGACACCAGAGUCAGUCUGUUCACAAUUAGCAGCUUUGACCUCUUCCUGCUCCGUUCUGUGUCAUGCAACAGAGCUGCAGAACAGGGUGUUGCACUCUCUAUCUACAACUGUGAGGUCAUCUGCUUGCUUUUUCUCAGAGGAGUUUGUUGCCUCAGCAUACAGCGGGGACUUUCUCUGUGUCUAUACUGACAUGACUGUUGUGGAAGUUCCUGAGAUCAGUUAAAAGAAAGAAGAGAGAAGAAGAAGAAGAAGAAGGGUGACUAUGUUUGGCGUGCUGCUGCGUCAGCAUCUGGCAGCUUUAAUUGUCAUUUCUGUUACAUGUAAUUAUGCUGUAAAUUGGAUCGUGGGGACUCAAAAUAUACCGUGAAACAAAACAUCUUUCAUAUCUCAGUCAUGUGGUUUUCCCAGAGUGGCUCACUAAACACUGACAGACCUCUUCUUUGCAAUAGCCAUGAAAAAAAAAAGUGGGGUGUUGACGUUUGGUUUUGGCCCGGGCCUGUCUGUCUGUCUAGUUCUGUCGAGCAGCUGACUCUGUGCCUUCCUUCCUUCUUUUUCUUCCUUCCUCGGCAGUGAAGGGGAGGAGGGUACAGGCGAGAGUACCCAACCUCGGCAGCAGAAGGGCCUGACUGGGGCUGGGCCUGGUUGAGUUUGCCGGAGUCAUGUUUCCCCCCUCUGGCUGUGUCGCAGAGAAAUGAGAACAGGGCAGAGGGAAGAAGCAGAGAAACAGCCAGAUCAAGAGCAGGCAGAGCUCUUUCUCCAUGCAGUGGUGCCUCUUUGAAAGAAAAUCCUGCACUUAAUACAAGUGGACUGAAGGCCCUUGUAGACAGUUAAAGCAGUCCCCUAAAGCCUGGCCUUAUUUUUCCUUUUCCUGUUGGCCUAAGAGUGUUGUAAUUGUUUCCCUGACACAAAGCUGUAUGGGCAGUUUCUUUGAAGCGUCCAUGUUUUGUGAUAACCUGUAGAAACACUGUGACAACCUAUUUCUUCUUUUGAACACCCUCAUUCUGGGUUUGUUCAACCAGGCAGGGGGACUGUAGCGAAUGAAUUCGAUCAUCUCUUGGAUUUGUCUAUUUGUGUGUGUUGGAAUGGAAUUUGCUCUAUAUUAGACCCCUUUCUCUCUUCAGUGAAGGUAAAGAGGUGCUCAGAGAGAACAGAAUGAGUCGUUCCAUUCAGGGUCUUCACAUUGACCUUGUUUACUCUGCCCUGCUGUCAUCUACCAACCAGUGGGUGUGUUCACACUCAUUCCCGUUCUCUCUUCAAGUCAGCUUGUUCGUGUACAAUCAAAAAAAGAAUUUUAAAGUGGGAUGUCGAGACGAAUCCUUUACACCAGUGGUUCUCAACUGGUGGGUCCCGACCCAAUAGUGGGUCACGGACACGUUCUGGAUGUGUCACGAACAGCUGGUCAAAAAAGUAAAUAUUUAAUGGGCUAUUUAUAAGAUAUUGUAUAUUUUCUGUAUAUGCAACUUCAGUAGUUGUUGUCCUUUUGUUGUCCCCUUCAUGUGCUCUGAAAUGCACUUUACUCAAUAAAACAAGUGGAUUUAUGUGAAAGAUUAGAGACUUUAAAGUUGUUGGGUUUUUUUUAAUAAAUUUGCAUGGUUUGAAUUCUAUAAAAGUAGGUCACGACUUAAGGACCAUGGGAAAAUGUGGGUCCCAGAGUAAGACCAGUUGAGAACCACUGCUUUACACUGUAUCUUCCAUACCAAACCUUUUCCAACAUGUAUAUCUUUUUCAGUGCAUGGCUUCAUGUCAAGUAGCCCUCAAUUGAGUUGUCCAUAGGGACUAACCUUUGUGCAUGGAUGCUGUUAAUUCUGUGCUCAAUCCAAUUAUGUGGCAUGACAUGCAAGUCAGCCAGUUGCAUGUUUCAGCGACUGGGCUGAGGCCAGCAGCACUUUGUGACAACAAGAGACCUAAUUUUAUCUGAACAAUCAAAUCCAUCCAGGUAGAACAAUAGGGACACAUGUUUAGAAAGAAGAGCAGUAAAGAUCUGAAGAAUAAGCGCUGAUAACUCAAGAAAUAGCCACUCAUGGUUUCCUGAGACGCUGCUGCUGCUGCAUCCUCCUCCCUCUUGUUGCACCUCCUUGGAUUUCACCUCUUCUGUCGGCCCGGUGCUGACGAGAUCGGUGACGAGUUCCUCGCUGCUGCAGAGAAAACAAGCAAACCAAGCAGCCUGUCUGUAUUUACCCGAGCUCCGUCACACCUUUCUACUUCCAUCCAUCCAUCCAUCCAUCCAUCCCUCCAUCAAUCUGGGGUUCAGUGUCACUUUGCGUGGGCAGGCCAACACUUCCCCUCUACCUGCUCUCUCACAGGGUAAACUGCUGUCUUCUGGACUUUUGUUCAGUGUGGUGUUCAAUAUGAAUUUGCUGCUGCCAAGACCAUAACCAGCACGAAUUUCCAGCCUCUUGACUCUGUCUCAUUUGAUGUGUCACAGAGCUCUAAACAAAUUAGUAGAUAUGCUUCAUUGUAAAAUCGUACUCUUACCUUCUUACAGGGAUCAAUUCCAGUACUUAUUCUUAAUGCAUAUCCCCACAUCCCUGCUUUACUUGUGGCUUACAUUCUCAGGAUGGGGAUGAAUGAAGCCAUUUAAUGCUGGGAAGUGUUGAUGCUUCAGUCUCGCAGCAACAGUAUACAAAGAGUGAUCAUUUUUUAUUUAGAUGUGGAUGAGACAAAGAAGACUUUCAUGGUAGUUUAGACUAUGUUCUUGUUUGAAAAGUUGACUCAUGGUUUAGAUCCAAGUGUUGGACAAAGGCUGUGUUUUCUCUGACUGUCUCAGACUAGAUGGGUAAAAGGUAUUUUGCCAAAGAUGUUUUUUUGUGAGAUCAGAGGAGUUCAGAAGUUAGGGUGCUGUCGAUUUCAUCACGCACUGUUUCAUCAAACUUGUGCUGGCGUAGCUCUCAGUCACAUAACCUCUGCUUGUCUUAACACCAUGUCCAUCCCUUUUUUUGCAAUGGACCAAACGCUCUCUGAAGUGGUUUGUGUAAAGCAUCCCCCCUCUGCCAGAUGCUGUAGCUGUCUGCUCGGCCUAUUGGGGUCAGCGAAGAUAAAAACAUUGCCUUGUGUAAACAUAAACUGACAUGAGCCGUCAGUCAACCAUGACAUGGAAGCAAGGAAGGUGUUUUCCAAAUCUACAGUAUGGGAUAAUUUUUGAUACAACCUUGACGCUCAUUGUUUUAGAAGACAAACCAAGCACUUACCAUUUCUGCUUCCCCAACCCACCCCCUCCUAGCUGGCUGCUAUGUGUUGCACUCUUGCCAGUUUGUAAUCUGUGCAGUGUUGGCUUGAACCCUGCACUCUGUUGGGCCGCCAGCUUUCCGGCAGGGUCAGACGGACCCUGGGAUUUUGUUUGUGAGAGUGUGUGUGUGUGUGUGUGUGUGUUUUUUUUCUUCCUGCAAGCAGCAUUCUCUCAGGACUGUGUCAAUGUUUCCUCCCCAGUUUAGUAAGAGUAACUAUAUUCUGUUCAGAGCAAAUCAGGAGCUGUUAAACCAUAUGAUACCUAAUGCAAAUGUUGUUCAGAUUUGUUACUGUAACACCAUUUCAUUAUUAAAGUUUGAGAGUGUAUGUUUAUGCUACAUACAGCCUGUUUUAACGCAGUGCAGAUGCUAAUGUGGAGCAAAACUAUUAUAUACGCAGCAAAGCCCCCUUUUAUUCUAAGCAAAAUCCCCCAUCCUACACCCUUGCAUCUACUCCACCUCCUCCCUGCCCCAGCGCAGCCGAUCCCCCAGCCUUCUGCCUCACUGUGGCGAGGACCAGCUGACCAUGCCGAAUCAGCAAAUGUGAGCAAGUGUGUGUGUGUGUGUGUGUGUGUGAGUGUGUGUGUGUGUGCGGGGUAUCAGAGGGGGGGGACAAGCAGAAGGUUCCAUGCUGUGAAUGACGUGCGUGUGUGUAAUCAGUGGAGUCGGUGUCCCCUCCAUCCCUCCCAUAGUUCUCCUUAUGGAAUGGGAGGAGGGGACCUCCACACAUAGCAGGAUUUACACCGUUUUUGUGUGUGUGUGUGUGUGUGUGUGUGUACGGGUGGGUGUGGUUUAAGUGUGUGUACAUAUAAUAGCAGAGCAAGGAUGUGAGUAGUGGAUUGUCUCACUUUGCAGUGACAGCUGGAGAGGACAAACCCCCCCAAUGUCUACACACACCAGCAGCCUCCCCCUCACCCACCAGUGUUCGUCUAAAGCUCUACGCACCCAGCAGCUGAAUGCACUACACGCCGCCCUCCCUCCACACUAUAUUACAUUACACUGUCAUUAGCUCGUCCAUGCUCAGCCACCUCAGAAGGGUUCGCCAUGACUCUACAGCUGCUAUUUUUAGGUGUCUUACAGUCACUAUUGGAGCUGAUCAGUGCGAUUGUACAGAUAGGCUUUCAGCUGCUGCAUAUUGACAACAACGUGCAAAUAUUUAGAAAAACAUGCAGAAUGACGCUUCCUCAAUCCCCAGCAGCUGUCCCUGUGUGUGUGUGUGUGUGUGUGUGUGUGUGUGUGUGUGUGUGUGUGUGUGUGUGUGUGUGAGAGUGAAUGUGUGUGCGUGGCUUCUGCAGCAUUGUACAGACUUGCUCUCUGGAUUCAGUUACCCUUGGGAGACUGUGUCAACCAGCUCAGUACUUUUUAGCAAAAGUAUGUGUGGGAAGGUUUUCCUUGAGCAAACAAUUCUAUCAGUGUGCCAAUAUGACAUGCAGUACACUAACCCAAGUUUCAAUAAUCACACCUUUUUGAGCAGUUUCUGUGCACAUGUGAAAACAGUUUCCCCCCCCAGUUCAUUCUAGCUUUUAAAGGAGUGGUAAUGGCUCGUCUAUUGUGUGUCGAUAAACUGCGUGCUCAUAUGUGUCUCUUCUUGUUCUCAGGCUCGCAUCAAGUUCCCUGUAGACUACCCGUACUCUCCACCUGCCUUCCGCUUCCUCACCAAAAUGUGGCACCCAAACAUUUAUGAGGUAACUCCGACUUGUGUCAAUUCUUGGACAGACCUUAGAGCAGUUCUUCAUCGCCUUUGUUUACAUGCCAUUGCACUGUUGCUAUGUUAAAAAGAUUAGCAUCAAGCACAAAAAAGAAACACUCCAUCUUUUUUAAUGAGGUGAAGUGUUGCUUUUUGAAAUUCUGGAUUUUAAAAUCUUGUAUGUUGGUAGGUAACUGAAAUGUCUUUUGAGCAUGUUAGUGAGUUUCCUUUUUGUCCCCAGAACGGAGAUGUAUGCAUCUCAAUCCUGCACCCACCAGUGGACGACCCACAGAGCGGAGAGUUGCCUUCAGAAAGGUGGAACCCCACACAAAACGUCAGGUACAAAGAGAAGUUACUUUCCUUAAAGAAAAACACCCAAAAGUAGCUAACUCAAUAACUAUUGCUGCGUUCGACUUACCUCAGAAGUCAGAUGUCGGAAGUGAAAAUGACGUCACACCCGAGUUCCCAGUGUUUCAGUUACCAAGUCGGAAAAAAGCAAAAUCAGAGGUGGAAACAAGAUGGCUACAUCUACGAAAGUUAUUUUAGAGCUUGCCUUGCCUGAAUAUAACAAGGACAAGGCAAGCACUAAAAUAACUUUCGCAGGUGCAGCCAUCUUGUUUCCGCCUCCGAUUUUGCUUUUUUCCAACUUGGUAACUUAUAUGCUGGUUACUCGGGUGUGAUGUCAUUUUCACUCCCGGCAUCUGACUUCUGAGGUAACUCGAAAGCACUAUAUUUCAAGGGCCCUGAUAUUAAUCUAACAACUCAACUCCAAUCCAGUCAUUAACCUCGAAGUAAAGUGGGCAAUAUGUCUUUUUUGACCCAUUAUUGUACACAUUUGCACAUAACACAAAAAAAACCACAAGAUAACAGAGUGUAUGUUAUGUUCUGUUAGGUUCAAAUAUUUUACAUGUGGUUGAAGUAAGAAUAACUGGGUUUAUUAGCUGCUAUUUGCCCAAACUUGUGAUGGUAUUUUACGUAGUUUUCCGUGUAUUUCACAUGUUGCUCUGUGUUGCAGGGGGGCUCUUAUUAGCUUGGAAAAAUGAGGUAGCAUUACAGUUAACAUGCAAAGACUUGAAACUUCUUCCCUCCCCCUGAGUUAUUUUGGUUAUUGAACACUAAUGACGCAGAUUGUAUGAAGUUUUUUUUAAAAACACCUUCGUUGAAAACAUCAGCUGAUUGGCUCCUUACAGCAGCCGUGAAAUUGAGAUUUUGCUUCAAACAGUUCUCAAGACCAUGGCCUGUUUUUAAAAAAUACUGACACCAAUUUUUUCCAUCUCUUUGUUACGACUUGAGGUUAUGUUUUAGAUUGUGAUUCUGACCCAAGCACAAUGUAUUACUCAUUAUGUUUUUAUAUAAUCUCUUGACACAGCUGUAUUUAUUCAACCCUUGCUGCUUUCUGUUCAAUCUCUUGCUGUGUUUUGUUAUUGCUUUUUUUAUGCAUUAUGUACAGAGGCACAUUCACAGCUGGAUGUAACUAUGUUUACAUUGAUUCUCUACUGCUGCUUGAUUCAGUGCAAACCAGCCAGUUUUCCUCAAUCAAGUUAAAUGAUGAAUAAUGAAUGUGCACAGUUGUCUCUAAGUAUUAAUGAGAGGUCAUCAGAGGCUGACGGCAGAGUGCUCUAGUAUAUCAACACUCUUUCUCUUUCUUUCUUUCUCUCCGUGUCUUUCUUUCCAUCUCUGUAUACCUCUUUGUCAAUUUCUAUGCGUCUUGUCUCAUCUUUCUCCCAUCCUCCACUCCACCCCCUGUUGUUCUUUUUCCAUCUCCUCCUCCUCCUCUUUCUCCUCCUCCUCUGGUAUUCUAAUCUCUCUCGGCUUUCUCAGGACCAUCCUGCUCAGUGUGAUCUCCCUCCUGAAUGAGCCCAACACCUUCUCCCCGGCCAACGUUGACGCUUCUGUCAUGUACCGCAAGUGGAGGGACAGCAAGGGCAAGGAUAGAGAAUACAUUGAGAUCAUCAGGUAAAAAAAAAAAACUAAGAACAAAACACACACAACUCUUCACACCUCCAGCACCAGCACCUACAGCCUUCCUUCCUUUUUUCUUUCUUUUUUUCUAACUCCUCCGUCUUUUCUCACAGAAAGCAGGUGUUGGCUACCAAAGCGGAUGCAGAACGGGAUGGUGUCAAGGUCCCCACCACACUGGACGAAUAUUGCGUUCGCACACAAGUCCCACCCACAGACGAUGGCUCCAACCUUUUAUACGACGACUACUAUGACGAUGAGGAACUGGAAGACGACGACGAUGAGGACGAUAAUGAUGACUGUUGCUAUGACGACGACGAUUCAGGCACCGAAGACUCCUGACCUUGCCUCCUUGUGAUGACACCGCCCUCUUGCCCUGGCCCCUAUCACCACACCUCCUUCUCUUGUCAUAAACUGAACUUAAACCCUCCCCUUUUCCUGUCACCCUCCUUACUUCACUUAGCACCGACCCCCCUGUCCAGAUUCUGUCACACGUGUAGUCACAGUACGCACACUAAAACCUGAUGCAUCCAAGAAAAAGAAAGCUGCAGAGUUCUCUUUUCUGUUUCUUACAUGUCUAUUUUUUUAAUUUGUUGUUUGAGGAGAAGUUACACACAUGAUAACCACACAGGAGCACAACUUACAUAAAUGAGAAGUAGUUCAAAUUUUCAAAGACCUGUUUCUUCUUCUGAACAUAACAAAGCUGAAGUAAUGGCCAAGUUUCCUGUUGAGAGUUUGGCCGAGAUAUGAUCAUGCCUUUUCUUGACUUCAACAUCAGCAGGGUGGAAUGUAACGUCACAGGUCAGAUAAGAUUCAAGUGAAAUGAUGAGCUAGCAUAUACAGAGCAACAAAGUUUGUGUGCUUUAUGCAUGUAUGGGAAAAGCCGAGUCACUCUCUCUCCGAGCCAUGUGUGUGUGACCUCUGGUUAGCAGGCUGUGGUGAAGUUCUGCCACACUUCACCUUUGACCCUUUGAGCCUUCUGGGCUUCUGCUGCUCCAAACAGGGAAGUUAUCCAUUUCAACAAUCCUGUUCACAUUCCCUCGUGCCUUCCCUCUCUCCCUUUUACCACAAAUCUAAACGAGCUGUGGGGGCGACUGUGCACACAGCGGGGGGAUUUUCAGGCUCACAAGGGUCCCAGGUGGGAAUACUGAACAAACAGCGCCCCCCCUGAUGGAAUAAGUUAUUUAAAGCAGCACCUGUCAGAUGUGUUAGGGGGUUGGAGUGAGAAAGGUGAGAUCCAACAGCUGAACUCAAGUAUGGAAUGUAGAUCAGAAUCCCACAAACGUCCUCCACUGCCCGCCACGCACCCUUCAUCACAGGAGCAUGAGCUACUUGCAGCUUGGAUGUAUUAAGAAACAACAACUCAUGAAAUCCAAUGUACUGUAUUUACAAAAACCUAUGCAGACAGUGCUUGAACAUAUCUUAUAUGCAGUGCUUCAAGCGUGGCAGUGAAGCUGAGCCUUUCUAGUUUGACCUGAACUCCAGUUUGAGUUCAAGAGCCAGCAACGAUCCUGUGAGGGCACUGGACUGAAUUAGUCCUCAGCUCGAGAUGUUUAUGUGGAGUUGUAUGAGGUAUCUAAGUUUGUCUGUGGUUUGAUACUCAAGCUCAGACUAGCACAAGUCCUCUGAGCGGAGGGGGGGAUAAGGUGAGUCUGUGCACAGGCCUCCAUCAGAGCUCGUCCCCUAGAGGUGGCUGUGUGUACAGGCAUCUAUCCUCUCCUAUGAAAUGCUUGACUAGGCUGCAGCCAUCUUUCCUCACAUGGAUAAAUGAACCUUGUUACCUCAGAACAGAAGAGGUAGCAGUGUGAGUGACUCGUGUAUGAUAACGGCGAACUAACUUUGGUUUUUGUUCUUAGUCGAUACCUUCUAGAAGCCCUCUACCACCACCCUGCAGUAUUUCUAUUGUAACCAUGUUUCCAUUGUGUGUGAAUAUUCGCUGGUUGUUAAUAAGAUGUGCUGAAAAGUAUUGAGAAGAAGUGCAGAAAAUGGGAAGGCAUGGGGAUCAGGUUGUCCUUGUAGCAUGAACAGGAGACUGUGGUUCUUCACUAGCAUGCUGUUAUGAUGUGUUUGUGGCUUUAGAACGAACUGCUAUAAAGGGUCGGGAUUGUGUCCAAGGACUUAAGUCUUCUUCUCAAUUUUAUCUAAAUCGUUCAGUUAUGAAUGGGCUGAGGGUUUUAUUUUAUUUUAUUUUAUUUUUUUCGUUUUGUUUGUUUUUUGUUUUUUGUUUCCCUCGGGAGGGGUGGUGUCACUUACUAUAUUGGUAUAAUCUUUAAUUUCCAAAUUGUGGUGUGGGCUACAAGUUUUUCUAUCUUAUACGAAUUAAGUGCUACCAACGUUGACCUGAUUGUGGAGAACACAGGAUUGUUCAUGAGAAAUGUACCAACGUAUUGAACACAAAUAACAAACAGGAAGUCCAAAUAGCACACCACUUAGUAAUUCUUCUAGCGUUUUCUAAAGCACUGAACGCUCAGAAAUGAGUUCUCAAUCUCCAGUGAUUAAAGGUAUCCAUCACACAGCCUAUAAAUGGUCCUUCCCCCUCUGUUUUACUGUUCUUGAGUAAAUGGGAUCAUUUUUGACAAACUACUGUUUUUUAUUUUUAUCCUGUCUCCACCUCCCCACUUGUCCCCCCCACUUUCUCUGAGCUCUGAUUGGUGGAAGCGUCACUGAGGAUAAAAAAAAAAAAAAGAAAAACUCAGCAAAUAAUUACAGAAAACCACAAAGACCUCAGGAAAAAUAGCAACGACAAAAACAUCUAAUAAACAAACAAACAACCUUUUCAUUUUUCAAUCCGAGCGAACCUACGCCCCAGGGAGUCUCACUUUUUGGCUUCAAAGGACUGUUUACAAUCUCUUCCUUAUUAUGCACAUGUGGAUAUUUGAUGAUCACUUAAUGUUUUUCUUUUCUUCUUGUUUAUAUUUUCUUUUUUCUUAUGGUUUGUAAAUCUAUUUAAAAUCUGAAAUAAAGAUCUUUAUUAGAUAAUGA